AUGUCGCAGAUCAAGAGCAUCGCCAUCAUCGGGGCCGGUCCUGCGGGCGCCAUUGCAGUCGAUGCACUAGCACAAGAGAAAUCAUUCGAUAUCAUCCGUGUAUUUGAACGACAGGAGAAAGCCGGCGGUUGCUGGGUAUCAAGGGAUGACGAGCCACCACGGCAGUUCGACUUUGAUGGUUUAUCUUCACGAACAGCAGAUGCACCUCUCAAAAUUCCCGAGAACCUCCCGUGUCGGACGCCUGGAAUCUCCCAGGAUCGGUUCACGGACUCACCUGUGUACCCGACCCUGGAGACCAAUGUGAACGCGGGAGCCAUGUCGUUCUCCCAAGAGGAGAUUCCUGUAGUUCGAUCGCAGUGGUCGAUUGAGCGUCAUGGUGCAGACACGCCUUUCCGGCACCAUUCCGUCAUCCGGAAGUAUAUUGAGGACCUGCUCAAUCGGAAAGGGUAUCAACAUCUGGUGCAGUAUAACACUACUGUUGAACGCGCGAUCAAAGAUUCCACCAGCCAGAAAUGGGUGCUGACGCUCCGCAGGACGGAAAUUCUGGAUGGUGCCAAAUCGGAUUACUGGUGGUCUGAGGAGUACGAUGCAGUUGUAGUGGCUUCGGGUCAUUACGCAGUACCGUUUAUACCUGCGAUUCCCGGCUUAAAGGAGUUUGCUGGAAGAUUUCCCGGCAGUGUUGAACAUACAAAGCAAUAUCGGGGGCCUGAGAAAUAUCGGGGGAAGAAAGUCAUCACCGUCGGAGCAUCUGUUUCUGCCGCCGAUACGGCCGUGAGCCUGGUUGAUAGUGCUCAAUCCCCCGUCAUUGCUGUGGUUCGUGGUCGUUACAACGCCUAUUUCGGAGACCUCGCUUUCCAGCACCCUAAGAUCCAGCGUCGCCCGCCCAUCUCACAAAUUACCAGCAAUGAGCAAGGCGAACGAACCGUGCAUUUCGAAGACGGUACCUCUGAAACCGGGGUCGACCAUCUGAUUUUUGGAACUGGCUUCAGCUGGACACUGCCUUUCUUGCCUCAGGUGGCUACGCGGAACAAUCGUGUGCCGGAUCUCUACCAACAUGUCUUUUAUCGACCUGAUCCAUCCCUGGUUUUUAUCGGCGCUGUUGGUGCGGGGUUGACCUUCAAAGUAUUUGAAUGGCAGGCCGUCGCUGCGGCACGCGUUCUGGCCGGCAAAGCCAACCUGCCCUCAAUUGCCGAGCAGGAAACAUGGGAAACCGACCGCAUUGCCCAGAAAAGCGAUGGAGCGGGGUUCACAGUCCUCAAUCCCGACUUCGAGCCCUACUUCGAGAGCCUCCGCGAACUUGCGGGAGAACCUCGUGGUGGAGUAGGGCGGCGUCUACCUCGGUUCGAGCAGAAAUGGCUGUCUGAUUUCAACGAAGGCCAUGAGCGCCGAAAGAAAAUGUGGCGGCGAGCCAAUCAAACCGCUCGGCUGUAA
Penicillium digitatum Pd1 is the source of this 1431-nucleotide messenger RNA. Lineage: Eukaryota; Fungi; Ascomycota; Eurotiomycetes; Eurotiales; Aspergillaceae. The record is from RefSeq and is a predicted model, not a curated record.